Molecule: messenger RNA, 315 nt
Organism: Iphiclides podalirius (scarce swallowtail)
Lineage: Eukaryota; Metazoa; Arthropoda; Insecta; Lepidoptera; Papilionidae
Source: the annotation of a GenBank genome assembly
AUGGCGUGGGUACGGCGGGCCGCACCGCGACCUAUAGGUGCCCUCUUAAUCGUAACCAAGGGAAUAUCAGACAGCGAUCGGCGCGAUGCCUCUCGUCUCAUUAGCCUCGCCAAUAAAAUAAUUGAGAGUCUAUGUGGCGUCCGCCGGUGGGAGAGGGGGCGGCGGGGUGUUGGGCGGGGGCCGCCCGGGCUUCAGUGUUCGGCCGCCCGCCCUGAGGGUAGUACGUGUCCGCGACUCCUCCGCGCGUCACGUCACGAGUGCCCGCCUAACGUGUUGCUCGGAACACCUGCCCCCCUUGGCUGUGUAGUUAUUAAG